Messenger RNA from Pogoniulus pusillus (Red-fronted tinkerbird), 2133 nucleotides. It is a transcript of the gene PDXP, whose product is annotated as pyridoxal phosphatase. Bases 32 to 934 code for a protein of 300 amino acids. The transcript is spliced from 2 exons. Lineage: Eukaryota; Metazoa; Chordata; Aves; Piciformes; Lybiidae. Gene Ontology annotation, molecular function: pyridoxal phosphatase activity. The record is from RefSeq and is a predicted model, not a curated record.
GCAGCCGGCCGGCUGCAGCGGCGGCGGCGGCAUGGCGAGCUGCCGGCGGCUGAGCGGCGCAGGGCUGCGGGAGGUGCUGGGCCCGGCGCAGGGGCUGCUCUUCGACUGCGACGGCGUCCUGUGGGCGGGCGAGCGCGCUGUCCCCGGCGCCCCCGAGCUGCUGGAGCGGCUGCGGCGCAGCGGCAAGGCUGCCUUCUUCGUCAGCAACAACAGCCGCCGCUCCGUGGCGGAGCUGGAGCGGCGCUUCAGCCGUCUCGGUUUCCGUGGCGUCCGCGCCGAGCACGUCUUCAGCUCCGCGCUCUGCUCCGCGCUCUUUCUCCGCCAGCGCCUGCUCGGCGGCGGGGGAAACGGCAGCGGGAACGGCCGUGUCUUCGUGAUGGGCGGCGAGGGGCUGCGUGGUGAGGUGCGCGAUGCCGGCCUGCGCCUGGCGGGCGAGGGCGAGUCAGCCUCCGCGGAGCCCGUGCGGGCCGUGCUGGUGGGCUACGACGACCAGUUCACCUUCGCCAAGCUGGCGCAGGCCUGCGGCUACCUGCGCGACCCGCAGUGCCUCCUGGUGGCCACCGAUCCCGACCCCUGGCACCCGCUCAGCGACGGCCAGCGCACCCCUGGGACUGGCAGCCUCACAGCUGCUGUGGAAACCGCUUCGGGCCGCAAGGCACUGGUGGUGGGGAAGCCAAAUAGGUACAUGUUUGAUUGCAUCGUGGAGCGUUUCGGCGUUGACCCGGCCCGCACCCUCAUGGUCGGAGACCGCCUGGAGACAGACAUCCUCUUCGGCAAGAACUGCGGCCUCUCCACCAUCCUCACCCUGACAGGUGUCUCUCGCCUGGAAGAGGCGCAGGCCUACAUGGCCAGUGACAGCGCCGCUGCCAAGGAUCUGGUGCCCAAUUACUACGUGGACAGCAUUGCAGACUUGAUACCGGGUCUGGAUGAGUAGUGGUCUGUACAUGUGAGGGCAGAGGGGUCAGGUACCUCAUCCCAGAUCUCCAUCUGUUCCCAUUUCUCUCUCACUGCCCUAUUCCCACAGUUCCUGAUUUCUUCACAUUCCAACGCCCUUCUCUGGGGGCAGCAUGGAGGGGGUUUUCAGGAGGGGACCGGUCCAGCUGUCUCCCUUGUGUUUAUAGCUACCCAUGAUGGACAGUCUUCUCCCUCAUGCCAGCUGACAGCAUCUCUGGCAGAAAACUGGAGGCCUUGAGGCUGCAAGGGGGGGUCAAGCAGUGUGUCUGUGUGGCUUCUUCCUCCUGCAGGGGUUAGAGACUGGCUGGCUCACUUAUUUUUGUCUUGGAUAACCAGUGGCGGCCUUUUACUGCUGUCCCUUCACUCACAUAAAUCAACUUCUGAGCUGCAUCCCUGCAGUUCUUGUGGUAACAUCCUCCUUGCUAGGCAACUGGCUGGCACAGUCAGCCAUCCAGUCUCCAUCAGUGCUAGGGCAUGUGGAAAGAGCAUGCCUGAGCUCUGGAGCCAUGAAGGAGAGCAUCGCUGCCUCCCACAAGUGUAAGGAAGCAUUACCUCAUCCUUUCUCUCCCCUGUUCCUUAGAGAUGUUGCCCCCCCACACCCCUCUGCCCUGCCUCGGUUAUUAACUGUGCCAGUAUCCAUCUGAAGGCCUGUAGAAAGGGAAGAGACUGUUUUGAGGGUAUCUUUUGUGCCAAACAGACAAGCUGUGACUGCACGUAACGGGUUUGCAGUUGUAUCUUGUUUUCAAAUGCCCUUUCCAAAGGGGUUUGUGAAGGAGAGAGAGCAGUAAUGAACCUUGCAACUCUCCCCAGUUCCCUCUCCUCAAUUGGAUUCUGCCAUGGUAUGGUGAGAGAAAAGGGCUGAUGGGGGUCUGAGCUGCAGCUGCUAGUGUGUGGGUGAGAUGGUGGUGGUAUUGUCACUGCUGUGGGUGUGUCACAGCCCUCAGAAUCAUUCCUUGCUGCUUUGUCUUUCUAAUUUUUUUUUUUUAAAUUUCUUGGUCUUAUUUAUCAAAAUUAUUUAUGAUUCAGAUAUUGUAUUAUUUGUAUAAAUUAUGCUGACUGGUUGCACCAAGGGGACAGGAGGCAGUGGCUUUGGGCCUUCCUUGCUGUCCAUGUCCCAUGCUGAUGUUCUUACACUCACCGUGUCUCUGUAUAUAAUAAAGUGUGAGCGUAGGCUGGAAA